Brassica oleracea var. oleracea is the source of this 825-nucleotide messenger RNA. RefSeq lists its product as uncharacterized. The transcript is spliced from 2 exons. The record is from RefSeq and is a predicted model, not a curated record. Lineage: Eukaryota; Viridiplantae; Streptophyta; Magnoliopsida; Brassicales; Brassicaceae. Bases 81 to 749 code for a protein of 222 amino acids.
UUCUUGGAUUCUCUUUCACCCGAAAAUCCGUAGAGGGAUUCGUACCAGAGGAGAGGACAAUAAGAGGUAGGUUUCCAGAAAUGAAGAAGGAAAACAGCUCUUUGAUGUCGUUCUUACUGCUGCUCUCACUCUCAUUUCUGGCUAGCUCCAAAAGUCACGGAAACCCGGCUAGUGAAAUGGUGAACGUCUUGAACCAGAAUAGAACAGCCUGGAAACUUGGCAAACUACAUGAGAGCCCUGGCCUUGGCUGCAUAGCCCUCCAGUAUGCUGAGCUCUGCGAGGGUAAUUGCAAUGUCAACAACACUUUGACCUGCGAACCCCCUGAAGACGACUUCACUCAGGUUUUUGCCCCCAACUGUGGUGUAGAACUUCCCACUUUUGGUACCAUAACAGGCCACGUUCUCGGCUGCGGCACCCACUAUGCGACGCCAGAAGCCUCCUUCUCAGACAUUCUCUUCAGAGAUAACAAAUCCUUGUUGGUGCUCAGAAACAGGUCGCACACUGAGGUUGGAGUUGGAAUGGCUAGGUUGCAUAAAGGUACCUACUUUUGGUGCAUUCUGUUUAGUGAUGGUGGGACAAACUCUUCCUUUUCUCUGGAAGCCAAUGGCCGGGGAAUCAAACAAAGAAAAGGCUGCUACAGCGGAAGUGCUUUUUCUUGUAGCAAUGCGCACAUGAUUUGUAUGCGUCUUCUCAACAGCUUUCUGUGCAUUCUUUUGUCUAUUAAUACACUGUGGGUGUCCUUUCUUUAAGUGUUGAUUCAUCAUAGCCAUCACCGUGUAGUUUCUUUGACCCAAAUAAUGAAAGACAAGUCAGUUACCUGUUGUA